This is a messenger RNA of Spinacia oleracea (spinach), 935 nucleotides long. RefSeq names its product 60S ribosomal protein L15. Gene Ontology annotation, molecular function: structural constituent of ribosome; RNA binding. Bases 151 to 765 code for a protein of 204 amino acids. The transcript has 4 exons. Gene Ontology annotation, biological process: cytoplasmic translation. Gene Ontology annotation, cellular component: cytosolic large ribosomal subunit; ribosome. NCBI's taxonomy places the organism in Eukaryota, Viridiplantae, Streptophyta, Magnoliopsida, Caryophyllales, Amaranthaceae. The record is from RefSeq and is a predicted model, not a curated record.
UGGUCUCCCGGGUAUAAGAAUACUGAAACGGGCUUAAGUCCGGCCCAUAUUGACAGAACCCGAAAAAUAUAUAAAAACCCUAAUUCCUCCUAUUCAAAACCCUUUGCUUGCUUCUCCACCGUAAUUUUCUCAUUUCUCCGCUUCGAAGCCAUGGGUGCAUACAAGUAUAUGCAGGAGCUAUGGAGGAAGAAACAAUCCGAUGUGAUGAGGUUCACUCAAAGAGUCAGGUGUUGGGAGUAUCGCCAGCUUCCAUCCAUUGUUCGAGUAACUCACCCUACUCGCCCUGACAAAGCUCGUCGUCUUGGUUACAAGGCCAAGCAGGGCUUUGUUGUGUACCGUGUCCGUGUGAGGAGAGGUGGGCGCAAGAGGCCUGUACCAAAGGGUAUUGUCUAUGGUAAGCCCACUAACCAGGGAGUUACUCAAUUGAAGUUCCAGCGCAGCAAGAGGUCAGUUGCUGAGGAGCGUGCUGGUCGCAAAUUGGGUGGUCUUAGGGUCCUCAAUUCUUACUGGGUCAAUGAGGAUUCCACAUACAAGUAUUUUGAAGUCAUUCUUGUUGACACAGCACACAAUGCCAUCAGGAACGACCCAAGAGUCAACUGGAUAUGUAACCCAGUUCACAAGCACAGAGAACUUCGUGGGCUUACUUCUGCUGGAAAGAAGUACAGAGGUCUUCGUGGCAGAGGUCACAGACACCACAAGGCCAGGCCUUCUCGCCGUGCUACCUGGAAGAGGAACCAGACACUUUCUCUGCGCCGUUACCGAUAGAUUUUAUCAUCUGCAGUUCUGCAUUGUCUUUGUUUGGAGUACUGCUUGCUUAGUAUGUUGAAUUCAGUGUCUUUUAAACCCAAGCAUGAGAAUGGUUUUGGAAUUUUGUUUCAGGAAUUAUGGUUGAUACCUUCUAAUUCUAUUGUCUGCAACCAAUUUUUUUUUCUUCA